Dibothriocephalus latus is the source of this 1032-nucleotide messenger RNA. The record is from the annotation of a GenBank genome assembly. Lineage: Eukaryota; Metazoa; Platyhelminthes; Cestoda; Diphyllobothriidea; Diphyllobothriidae.
AUGAUGUCACUUGCUCUGCCCUCCACCAGAAACUGUGUUGAACAUGACUCUUAUCCUCGCUCGGAUGCAGACAGGCCGGAACAUGUGAGAGUCCCGUCGGCCAUUCCCGCUUCAGUUCUCCCAACCGGUGUCUGGACCAAAAAGACAUCUUGGGACGUCAAUGCUCGCGGUGAUCAUGAUACUAGUCAGCAGGUACCUCUUUCCGCCCUGUUCUCGAUCGAGACUAAUGGAACCAUCAACCAUCUUGCCUUUGGUCAUGGCGACAUUACUGCCUGUCGGCUUCCUCAUCGACUUCCCAAGCGCCUCUCUCGGGUAACAAAGUCGGCGAUUGUGUGUGUCCUCGCCGUCGCUCUCUCAACCGGCUACAUCGAAGUUUACAAUGUCGACUUACUGCAUUUUUAUCCUCCAGCCCUCGCUAAAAUGGUACUUUUUGAUGGAACCCAGCCCAUCGUUCACAUAGCCAUGGCUUCCGAUGGUAGCCUGCGUCUAGCCUCCGUCAGCUCUAUGGGUGUGGUGAAAUUGUGGGACAUUUGGGACGACGGGAAUAUGUACGUUACCCUCACCUCCGAUGACGAGGACUCGACCUCCUCCAUUACCUCCAUCAACGAUUUGUCUGAGGUCAGUACGGAUAAACGUCUAACCAAUGAAAUCAGCGUUGCUGCUUGGCAUCCCUUUGCAGAGCACCUUUUCCUUGGAGACGUUAAUGGCCGCGGACUGGUUUUGCAAGUGCUAGCUCUUUUAUCCGACAUUGUUCAGGCUCAGUCGCCAUAUCGAUGUCUUACUCUUCUGCGUCACCACCACCUCAUCUCAGCUGCCUGUUACAGCCAAGACGGCGGUAUUCUCAUCACCACGUCUUUCGAUGGAACUUGCAUUGCCUGGGCUGUGCCCUCCUAUACUAUGAUUCACUGUUACUGGCACCUGGACUGCCCACGAAGCAUUCGACUACUUGGUGGUGCCAAUGACUUUCACGUCACCUCCCUGGCCUUGUCUCCGGAUGCCACCUCUUUCGCAACCCUCUGCGAGGACGGGUAG